Hevea brasiliensis (rubber tree) is the source of this 1348-nucleotide messenger RNA. RefSeq lists its product as uncharacterized. Gene Ontology annotation, biological process: cellular respiration; ubiquinone biosynthetic process. Gene Ontology annotation, molecular function: ubiquinone binding. Bases 256 to 1005 code for a protein of 249 amino acids. The record is from RefSeq and is a predicted model, not a curated record. Lineage: Eukaryota; Viridiplantae; Streptophyta; Magnoliopsida; Malpighiales; Euphorbiaceae. The transcript is spliced from 5 exons.
AUGCCAUUUUCUUUGCUUUUCCGGGGAAAGAGAUGAGUUGAAAAUUGACAAAGCCCAAAAUUUAUACGCCUGAGAAAUCAGAAUAUACCCCCAUCCUUAAUUUAAAAGGCUCGAGCACAUCCUUUCCUUCGAUCUAGCUCUCUGUACAUAUUGGCGCCUUACCGUCGAAAAUCACUUGGUGCUAUCGCAUUAUCGGUCCUCUUGGACAAGUUCUUUUGAUUCUUCAAAUUCCGGUUUCAAAGUUUGCCUCUAUUUAUGUCGACUUCGAAGGCUGUCCGCUCCUUAAUAACGAGUAGAAAUGGUGCCAAAUACUUGAUCAGGUCGCCGAAAGACUAUAAUUCUAAAUUUGAUCAGAUUCGAUGUUAUAGUAGCAUUGUUGGCAUCUCAACCCCAUCGGUCGGUGGAGUAAUUGAUCGGAAGACGGAUUUUAGUUUCACAUUGGGAAGCUUAUACAAUAAGACUACUGCGUCUCAAAAGAGACGCUUUCUUGGCUGCGGAGACGGGGAGGAAGGUGGUGUUUUAUCCAAGGUUUAUGAAGAGAGGCGUGUUUUGGGGUAUUCUCCAGAGCAGUUAUUUGAUGUGGUUGCUGCUGUUGACUUGUAUCAUGGGUUUGUCCCGUGGUGUCAGCGGUCUGAGAUACUCAGACGCCAUCCAGAUGGAUCAUUUGAUGCUGAGCUGGAGAUUGGUUUUAAAUAUCUGGUUGAGAGUUAUGUUUCUUAUGUAGAAUUGAACAGACCUAAGUCAAUAAAGACAACUGUGUCAGAGAGUACCCUCUUUGAUCAUUUGAUAAAUAUUUGGGAAUUCAACCCAGGACCUGUUCCAGGAACUUGUGACCUUUAUUUUUUGGUAGAUUUUAAGUUCCAAUCGCCACUUUACAGACAGGUAGCAUCCAUGUUCUUCAAGGAAGUGGUCUCCCGACUGGUUGGUUCAUUCAGCGAGCGUUGCCGUUUGAUAUAUGGACCAGGAGUCCCAGUCCUCGAGAACUCAUUUGGACAGAAGGCAUAAGAGCUUCAUAUCACAUAAUUUUAGUGCAGAAUAAGCUUCUGAGUAUAUUUUGAAAACUGGUGGUGUCAAAUGAACAAUCUCACUGGCCCCUCUGGGCAGUUUUUGUUUUAUUUGCUGCCCAGCCCAUGGAUCUUUUUGUUGAUUGUAAUUCAAGGCGUUAAUGUCUCCCUGCGCCACAUACCAAGAAGAUUAUAGCGUCUACCUUGCCACAUUAGGCAUUUUUUACCCUAAAGAUAUAUUCUGUUUGUGAUCAUUGGAUUAUUUCUAUAUGUACUCUUGCUGAAAUCCGAGUAAUAUAAAUGUGUACUUGCUCCGGCAACAUCAGAGGGAGCUGUUGAAACUC